This is a messenger RNA of Bombyx mori (domestic silkworm), 4468 nucleotides long. RefSeq names its product rho GTPase-activating protein 11A. The transcript is spliced from 8 exons. Gene Ontology annotation, biological process: signal transduction. The coding region runs from base 1791 to 4334 and encodes 847 amino acids. The record is from RefSeq and is a predicted model, not a curated record. NCBI's taxonomy places the organism in Eukaryota, Metazoa, Arthropoda, Insecta, Lepidoptera, Bombycidae.
UUGAUUAUCGACUUUCAGUUAUUUUUUUAAAUUCAACUUAGACAAAAAAGAUGGAUAAAUUCCAGUGAUUUUUGAAUGCAAGUUCCGACGCGGAACUAACGCUGCAGAAACAGCUAACAAUAUCAAUGUUGCGUUUGGAGAGGAUACUGUUAAUGAACGCACUGCGCCAUUUUGGUUUAAACGCUUUCGUGAUGGAAAUUUGAUUGGAAGAACGAACCACGUGGAAGACCGCCCACACAUGUGAAUAAUAAUGAAUUGAAAAGAUGAUGAAAGCCGAUCCGAGCCAAACUACCUAGGAAUUAGCGGCAUUGUUUAAGAUUACCUUACCAACAAUAUUGACUCAUUUGCGUCAAAUCAAUAAAAUAAAAAAAUAUGGAAAAUGGGUGCCUCAUGAUUUAACUGAUCUGCAAAAAGAAACGCAUGUUAAGACUUGUUUUGCCUUGUGGAAUCGGUACAGAAAAGAAGGAAUAUUGGACCGAAUUGUGACAUGUGAUGAAAAGUGGAUUCUUCACGAUAACCAUAAACGAAAGAUGCAAUCUCUGACCCAAAGUCAAACGCUGCAGCAGUGUCCUAAAGCAAAGCUUACCAAUAACAAGGUGAUGGUGUUUGGUGGUCUCAUCUUUUUUUUCUCUCCUACCUAAGCUGAUGGUCUUGAGAGACCAUAUCAGCGUAACUUUAACUAGUAGGUGAGCUCACGGAGCUCAACCCUGACGACGUUGCUAACACGAACCCUAGCAAGAGCCGUGCUUCGCAGAAUCUACCACCGGAUCGAAAACACGACCCACUGAGAAGAUCCGGCGAGAAACUCAGUGGGCUGUGACAGUGGGUAAAUUUAUUCGCCGAGCCCUUCGUCGCAAGCGACGCUUUCGACGAGAACAAUGAUCCGUGCUUGGGGUACCUAGAAGCAUCGUUAGUGGAUCGGGAGGAUCCGAAAUGACGUGUGGUCUCAGCAUGCUGUUAUUCUCUGUAGCUUUCUCCGAUCUGGUCAGCCAAUAAUGGCAGAUGUCUAUUGUGCCAAACUCCGAACAAUGAUACCAAAACUUGCAGUGAAACAGCCUCGACUCAUGAAUCAAUCUUCACCAUUAUUGCGCCAUGAUAACGCGAGAUCUCAUACAGCACGAGAAACCGUUUUAACUUUACAGGAACUGCAAUUAGAAGCCACUCGUCACUCUCCGUAUUCGCUAGACCUUGCUCAACAGACUACAAUUUUGUCGUGAUUUAGACAAUUUUCUUCCCAGGAGGCAGUACAAAAUGCUUUCACACAGCUUGUAGAAUCUAGAUCAUCAGAGUUCUAUCGCAAAGGCAUAAAUUACCUUCUGGUAGCAAUGUAUAGAUAAUAAUGGUAGAUAUUUUGAUUAAAUAAAUAAGUGAAAUGAAAAAAAAGCGAAUUUCAAUUUUUUAGAACAAAUCGACAAUUUCAUGAUUUAACCCAUAAUAUUUUUGUUGUUGGAAAAUGCAAUGUUUCUUUUGCCAGUGAAAUAAAAAUUCCGUUCCUCACAAAAAAAAACAAAUUGGAAUUUAAAUUAAUAACUACGGGGAAUCGAGUGCAAGAUAAUAUUUAAAGUACGGUACUAACAUUGCAUAACAGCAAAAUUUAUUAUAGUAAUAUUCCUAUCAUACUUCAAGACGUGUACAUAUCCCACUUUGCGCCGAAAAUAAUUUAAAGUUGACAGGUCGUAUUCUAGUGAAAAGGUUACGUAAAAAGGAAUUUAAAAUAACGAACUUGCGAAUCGAAUGGUCAAUUCGAAAUAAUAGACCAAAACUCAACAAAUGUAAAAUAGAUAAACAAAAUGCUUAUAUCAGAUGGUAUAAACCACGGGAAAUUACAAUCAAUAAUUCUUGGUGAACUGAAAAAAGCAGGUCUUAAGCAUCGUCUAAAGAAGAUAAUUCUUAAAAAUAUCAAAGAUAACAAGACGGUGUUUGGAGCACCAUUGCUGAAAGUUCCAUCAUGCAGUGUUAUAUGCUGUGGCAGUACACUAAGUGUACCCCAGAUUGUGACCGAAAUGUCCUCAGUGCUUCGAGCUAAUGCACAUAUAGAAGGCUUAUUCCGAAAAGCGGGAUCACAGUCACGUCAAAAGGAUAUCAAGCGUUUAUUAGAUGCUGGAGGAUGCGUCUCUGAUGGGCAUCAUCCAAUUGAUGUGGCAAGUGUAUUGAAACUUUACUUAAGAUGUCUACCUGAGCCUCUCAUCAGUGCUGAAGUCCAAGACUUAUUAUUGCGAUGUCGUCUUACUGCUGGUGAUGAGGCUCUUAAACCUAUCCUGCACACAUUACUAUUACUGCCAGUAUUACAUGUUCAUCUCCUUCACUAUGUUAUGGAGUUAUUAAACUAUAUUGCAUCAAACCAUAAACAAAAUUUAAUGGACUCAUCAAACCUGGCUAUAGUAAUGGCACCUAGUAUUAUGCCAUUACCAGCUUCUGCUUCCACACAGAGAUUGGAACAUCAUGUGGCACUUGUUAAGAUGUUCAUUGAAAACUCUCAACACAUAGGGUUACUAACGGAAGAUCUAAUGAUGCAAUUGGAUGAUGACUCUGCAAUUUAUAGAGCUAGAAGAAAAAAAAGACGUAGUGGGUCUCUUAACCGAAUGAUUUCUGGGCUACGCAAAAUGGUGUCCAGUAGCGUGCACACUCCCGCAACGGUACGAGAAAGCGGUAAAACUCCAAUUCUAAGCAAGUCUGCUUCGAAACGGAAGUGCGAUAAUUAUGAGGGACUGUCUGCAAAAACGAGGAAAGACAUAACCAAUGGACUACCUCAAAAGGAAUUAGCUUUUACACCCAUGAAGAUGGGAAUCGAGAGGAAAAGACUGCGGCUAAGCUUAAUGGACGCUAGGAGUACACCUAUUAUAAACUCAGAUUUCAGCUCACAUAAAAAUUCAGAAACCAGUAUUAGUAGCGAGGACUUGUUGACAUCCACCGAACAUUUGUUCAGUGCUCACAACACGAUCGAUUUAUCACCGGACAUGAAACAAGAGAAAGAUUACGUCAGAAUUUCCAAACAAGAAUAUGAGGAAAUCAAAAGUAGAGUUUCCGCCAUCGAGAACAGACUCUCAAGGGAAUUCACUGAUGCAAUACAGCCACGUAUACAACCUUUACAGCAAGUACAGAAUGUGUAUGAACAAACUCUGGAAGAAGUAGCAAUGCUUCAUUGUCCCAGUUCAGAUAAUUUAGCUCGUAGAUUAAGCAAGGAGCUUAAAAUUCGACCCACAGAAGAAGCCAAAAUUAUACGGUCCCCGAGUGCUAGGAAAAUAGGCUCAAUACGAAGACGAUCGAAAGAAAACCUUACAAAAAUAGUGAGGCACAAAUCUUGGAAUGUGCCUUCACAGUCUCAAGCUAGUCACGUCACCGAUAGGUUUUAUCCUUACAUCGGUCUGAGUCGUCAAAGAACGAAAAGUGCCAAACCCGCAAAAACGACGCCAAAAAUUAAAAUCACUGAUUGGGAGGAAUCUGACAACUCAUUCAAUAAUACUUCUGACAGUAGUAAAAAAUAUCAUCUCAGGAAACGGACCAGUCUUGCUCCAGAUUAUAAUCGAGAAAAACCUGUUAGUAAAAUUCAAGCUCGAAGAUCAUUAAAUUUAACAAGCAAUAAUAGUUUUGAAAAUACGCUUUCGGAAACUUCGUUGAAUAAUUCGCAUGAUUCUAGCGGAAAGUCGAAUAGCUUAGAACAGAGGCCCUGUUAUCAAAACGUGGUCGAUCGAAACACACACAAAUAUGCUAAAAAGAGUCCAAUACAGCAGAAAUGGCGAAGCGCAGCCGCUUUCUUCAUGAACAAGACCGGCGAAGUUGACAGCUCUGGGACGACGGGAAGGCCGUCCGUGAACAAACUCAGGCGGCAAAACGCCGGAGCAGUUCUUGCGAAAGCAAAAUUAUUCGAAUCUAGUUCUGAUAAAUCAUCUGAACGAAAUGAAAAAGUUGCCAAUAUCGGCUUUGCGAGGCGUCCCAGGGUUAGUGGUCAACAACCGAUAAGAACCCAAAAAGCUGUCGCUCUUGUUAGGCCUAAGAUGCAUGGCAGUGAGGAACCCAUCACACCUGUGAAAAGUAUUAAGAAUAUACCCGCUGCGCCGUUUGUGCCUACCAAGUCUUCACUAUAUAAUGAAUGGAGAACAAAUAAGAUGUCAUCGCCAAUCAAGAAAGUAACUUCUCCUCAAACGAAUGCGGCAAACUUUACGUGUAGAACUCCACAAAUACCAACCCUAAAAAAGUCUCUCAUUACCAGUAAAACUACAAGAACUAUUGUCCAGUCUGCAGAUGGAAAGAAGUCCAAUACCCCGAUGAAAGCAGUACAUGUAUCACCUAAAAGAAGAUCACCGCGACAAAAACUCCAACGAACAUACAAUUAAACAUUUUAAUAGUAUUAUAUAUUGUAAAGUUACUAUUGUUUGAUAAUUUUUAAAUCAAGUGGCCAUAUUAUAUAUAAAUAAUUAACCUUUACCUACUCAUCUUGAUUUGUAUUAAAAUAAAAAUGAAUACAUGC